AUGAACCGUCAACAUAUGAUUUGGCUCGAGCAAGCAUCACCAACCGAAUCACGCUUGCUCAGACUGCCAAAAGAACUGAUCCUUAAGAUCAUGUCCUACGUUGCAGUCGAUUCACAAACAGAUUAUCCAUCGUCUCUGAUCGAACUAUCAAAGACGUCCAGAGAAAUCUAUUAUCUCAUACACCACGACCCAUGGCGCUUACUAACCCUCUGGCGCUGUGCCUUCCACGUCCGUUUCGAUACUGCAGCUCUUUACCGCCGCCGUCUCGACCGAUACAUAGACUGGAAAGCGGUCAUGAACCGGCGAUUUAAGGCUCUCUAUGGCUGUAGGGCCUAUGCUCAGACCCGCCAGACAUCAAACCUUCAAUAUCUGGACUGGGAAGUGAUCUGGGAAAUGCUGACCGAGCAUGAUGAUCGAAAUGUCUGGCUACUACAUUAUUACGAUGUUCCAGUAGCUGCCGCGGAUGCCUUUACUCAUAGUGAUGGCAGUAAUCAUGCAAUCAUAUUACCGAUCCUAUCAUUACUCGUAAAUUACGAUUUCAAACUUACCGACGCUCUCCGAUCAUCCCAAAAUAGCCAGAGUCAAAUUGUCUGUCCAUCCCUCACUAGAAUGGCCUAUCACCCAGAAACAGACGUAAUGCAGACCACAGACAUGGCUACAACAUUUUCUCCGGCCCAAGAUUCUUCUUCCUCAGCCUAUCACCUUUUCUUCGCCACCAUAUUUGCUCAUCAUCCAACACCUUACCAAUCCAUCCCAGGCUGCGUACCAAUUCCUCUCUUCCCGCUCUCGUCUGCUCUCUUUGAUGUCGAGUAUCUUCGACGCUAUGAACGAAAUCUUUUUGUAGCAAGUCUUUCUGAAUCCCGCUGUGGCUGGCAAGACAGGCCGGUAAUCGGCUCGGUUGAGAACGUGUAUGCCUCCACAGGCUUUGGUUCACAAAGUCACUAUGUCACCGAAGCACAUCGGAUCGAAGGCGAGUGGAUCGGCUACUACUCUUUCCAAGACGAAGGCGACAAUGACAGCGACAAUAGUAGCACCAGCACAAUUUCCUCACAGCCCGGAGACUGGGUCGAUGGUCCUAUUCGAUUAUCUCUCCACAUUGUCCCACUUGAUCCACACGUCCAUUCGUCACCACAGCAACUAUCUUCAUCAUAUUUAUCAUCAUCAUCUUCAUCAUCAUCUUCAUCAUUAUUAGAAUCAUCAUCUUUAUAUUUAUCUUCACCACCUUAUUGCAAAACUUCCGAAAAUACAACCGACUCUCUUGGCUUUCCAUCUAAUCACCUCCGAACAUGUCCUCUGACUCGCUUUGAAGGCACAGGCAUCGACGGCAAUGGAGCCUUUACGGUCUCAGGAUUAAUAGACGACUCCGAAGACGGCCAGAUAACAUGGGAGAAAUCCUAUGUCGAAUCAGAAGAAACCUGGGAAUACUCUGGUCGAUUCGUCUGGCCCAUGGGUCUGUGCGGCCGUUGGGGCGACGAAGAGUACGGAGGUCCUUGGUGGAUAUGGAAAGCUGCCAGCUCAGACUCCAUCGCACUCCCUCUACCUGUAUUAAAACCACACUAA
Phycomyces blakesleeanus NRRL 1555(-) is the source of this 1560-nucleotide messenger RNA. RefSeq lists its product as hypothetical. The coding region runs from base 1 to 1560 and encodes 519 amino acids. The transcript is spliced from 3 exons. Lineage: Eukaryota; Fungi; Mucoromycota; Mucoromycetes; Mucorales; Phycomycetaceae. The record is from RefSeq and is a predicted model, not a curated record. Gene Ontology annotation, molecular function: protein binding.